AUGCGUUUUAAUGUGGAAGUGGAGACCUGCAAAGCUGGGAACGAGCUGAGUUGUGCUUUGCUCCCCACCUACAUGCCAGCAGACUUUCAAAUUGACACAAAUUGGCAAAUUGGAAGGCGCCAGUUUCAACCACGUGCGCAGAUGCUUUUCCGUUUCAGCUGGCAGGUGGAAACGCUGCUUUUCAGCAAAUUCUCAACCAAGAAGACUGGGUUCCUGCCCACCACAGAAAGUGCAGGCUCGUCAGCGGAAGCAAGAUCCUGUCGAAAGCGUCCGGUCAAGAAUUGUUAUGCGUGCAGGGUCACCAUGCAGAACAUGUGUGAACAUCUCCAAGAGUUGAAGGAUGUUCCUGCAGUGCGUCAGAGUUGGAAGGCUUAA
This is a messenger RNA of Durusdinium trenchii, 375 nucleotides long. The record is from the annotation of a GenBank genome assembly. Lineage: Eukaryota; Dinophyceae; Suessiales; Symbiodiniaceae.